Oryza brachyantha (malo sina) is the source of this 2456-nucleotide messenger RNA. Its product is annotated as acyl-CoA-binding domain-containing protein 6. Gene Ontology annotation, molecular function: protein binding; fatty-acyl-CoA binding. Lineage: Eukaryota; Viridiplantae; Streptophyta; Magnoliopsida; Poales; Poaceae. The record is from RefSeq and is a predicted model, not a curated record. Gene Ontology annotation, biological process: lipid transport. The transcript is spliced from 18 exons. The coding region runs from base 181 to 2154 and encodes 657 amino acids. Gene Ontology annotation, cellular component: cytosol.
CCGACGGGCGUCUCCCUCCUCAGAUCUCGAAGCCUCCUCCCCGCAAAUUUCCAUUUCCGCCGCGGCGAGGAGGAGGAGCAGCAGCAAACCCUAGCUCCUCCACCUUCGCGCCGGUAGUUGGGCUUGCGCGGGAUCCGAGUGGGAGGGGGAGAGAUCUAGGGCGCAGCGCCGCGCGGGGCCAUGGCGAGCUCCGGACUCGCCUACCCCGAUCGCUUCUACGCCGCCGCGGCCUACGCCGGGUUCGGGGCCGGUGGCGCCACCUCCUCGUCUGCCGUGUCCCGCUUCCAGAACGACGUUGCUCUCCUCCUCUACGGCCUGUAUCAGCAGGCAACAGUGGGGCCUUGCAAUGUGCCGAAACCCAGGGCAUGGAGCCCUGUGGAGCAGAGCAAAUGGACAAGCUGGCAUGGGCUUGGAAGUAUGCCAUCGGCAGAGGCGAUGCGUCUGUUUGUCAAAAUCUUGGAGGAGGAAGAUCCUGGAUGGUACUCUAGGGUCCCUGAGUUCAACCCUGAGCCUGUUGUAGAUAUUGAAAUGCAUAAACCCAAGGAAGAUCCCAAGGUUAUUCCGGCUUCAGCAAAUGGAAUAUCGAUUCCAGAACCUAAAACCAUAUCUGAAAAUGGAAGUUCAGUGGAGACGCAGGACAAAGUUGUAAUUCUGGAAGGUCUUAGUGCUGUCAGUGUUCACGAAGAAUGGACUCCAUUAUCUGUUAGCGGGCAGCGACCCAAACCUCGUUAUGAGCAUGGAGCAACUGUAGUGCAAGACAAGAUGUAUAUAUUUGGUGGAAACCAUAAUGGACGUUACCUUAGUGACCUUCAGGCUUUGGAUCUGAAGAGUUUGACUUGGUCAAAGAUUGAUGCAAAAUUACAAGCAGGAUCUACUGAUUCAUCUAAAUCUGCACAAGUCUCUUCAUGUGCUGGCCACUCAUUGAUAUCUUGGGGCAACAAAUUUUUCUCUGUGGCUGGGCACACAAAAGAUCCAUCAGAGAACAUUACAGUGAAGGAAUUUGAUCCGCAUACUUGUACAUGGUCUAUUGUCAAAACUUACGGAAAACCACCGGUUUCUCGUGGUGGCCAGUCAGUGACUUUAGUUGGAACAACUCUAGUUUUGUUUGGUGGUGAAGAUGCAAAACGGUGUCUUUUAAAUGACUUGCACAUUCUUGAUCUUGAAACCAUGACAUGGGAUGAUGUGGAUGCAAUAGGCACCCCUCCUUCUCCAAGAUCAGAUCAUGCUGCUGCUUGCCAUGCUGAUCGCUAUCUUUUAAUUUUUGGUGGAGGGUCUCAUGCAACAUGUUUCGAUGACUUGCAUGUCCUUGAUUUGCAAACAAUGGAGUGGUCAAGACCCAAACAACAGGGUCUGACUCCUGGCCCACGAGCUGGCCAUGCAGGUGCAACUGUUGGAGAGAACUGGUACAUAGUUGGUGGUGGCAAUAACAAAAGCGGCGUCUCUGAAACACUUGUGCUUAAUAUGUCAACUUUAACAUGGUCAGUUCUUAGCACUGUAGAAGGUCGUGUUCCCCUUGCCAGUGAGGGCAUGACUUUAGUGCAUAGCAAUUACAAUGGUGAUGAUUAUCUCAUUUCUUUUGGAGGAUACAAUGGACGAUACAGCAAUGAGGCCUUUGCUCUUAAACUUACCCUCAAAUCAGAUUUACAGUCAAAAACAAAAGAGCAUGCGUCAGAUAGUACAUCUAGGGUUCUGGAACCUGAGGUUGAACUUUCUCAUGAUGGGAAGAUCCGUGAGAUUGCCAUGGACAGUGCUGAUUCAGACCUGAAAAAAGAUGAUGCAAGUGAACUUUUAGUAGCUCUUAAAGCUGAGAAAGAGGAACUAGAAGCAGCACUUAACAGGGAACAACUGCAAACUAUACAGAUUAAAGAAGAGAUUGUUGAAGCAGAGGCUAGAAAUGCAGAGUUGACAAAAGAACUUCAAACUGUCCGCGGCCAACUUGCUGCUGAACAGUCAAGAUGUUUCAAACUUGAGGUGGAUGUCGCGGAGCUACGGCAGAAGCUCCAGAGCAUGGAUGCAUUGGAAAGGGAGGUUGAGCUGCUUCGAAGACAGAAGGCUGCCUCUGAGCAAGCAGCAUUGGAGGCAAAGCAGAGGCAAAGUUCGAGUGGCAUGUGGGGCUGGCUUGUGGGAACCCCACCAGAUAAGUCCGAGUCAUGAUCACCCGUCUCACCCGAAAAUCUCAUACAGGUCGCAGAUUCAUCAUAUACGUGUAACAUGUAUAAACGUUUUGGUGUCUGAUUUUAUCGUUUUCUGGCAUUCAUGUUCGUUUGGCGACAAAACAAUAAGGCUUUUUUUGGCAUGCGUUAUCCGAUAUUUAUUCUUAUAGAAAAUCCUUUAGCUCACUCUCGCAUCGUGGUUCUUGUUAGGUCGUAAAGUCUGUAUACCAUUCUUUGGAAAUCAUGUGGUGCGUUCAAAAUCUCACUAUGGAUUUGUUUGGGCGAAUACCAUUCGUCUGUACC